Rasamsonia emersonii CBS 393.64 is the source of this 2763-nucleotide messenger RNA. RefSeq lists its product as uncharacterized. Lineage: Eukaryota; Fungi; Ascomycota; Eurotiomycetes; Eurotiales; Trichocomaceae. Bases 1 to 2763 code for a protein of 920 amino acids. The transcript is spliced from 5 exons. The record is from RefSeq and is a predicted model, not a curated record.
AUGUCUCUCUCAAGGGCAGAGGUCAUCAGAACGAAACCCAUCGGAGGGGGGCUGGACAAGUUUCGUGACUCUUUUAAGUCAACAUGUCAAGACCUAGGGCUCCCUGAUUCUUCCAGUGCUCUAAGACAACUUGAGAACGAAGUUAUCCAAAACCUCGCCCUUGACCUAGUAUCCGCAUUUCGAGCCCUUCCUGCCUUACGUGUCUUGCCCUCUGUUAGCGGGAGGAAGAAUCUAUUUAGUGACCUUCUGAGACUCAAUUCAGCAAUCAGCUCAGAUGACUUCAACGUCGAACAACUCGUCCCUUUGCUUACUGUGGUUCUCAACAAUGAACCUGAUGAGGUCAUUUGGGAUCACGUCUACAAUGCCGUUACCGAACACACUCCCCCCCCGCGGUCGCUGCCCUUCCUCGGUCAAACACCAUAUCUACAUAAUACCAGCAGUUUCGUCAAUUCCUCGGAACACCGCAAAUAUGUGGACGCUGUACUGAAGGAGGAACUUGGGUCUCUCUUCGUUGGCGUGCCCGACUUUUAUAAGGCUUUCUUUGGAGACAUAGAAAAUCUUGAAGAGGCAGGAAUCGCUGUCUUUCGAAGAUGUAAAGAAGGAGACAGUCCCAUAUACAGUGACGAGGCGGGCUGGCGUGACUGGCCAGAACAUGCGACCCAAAAUGAAGUCUUACAGUGGCUCACAAGUCAAGUCAAUUUGUUCCGUGACUUGGCUGAAGAACAGGGUUUUACCACAAACACUGAUCGAAGGAUCUGGGCGCGGCCUAAUCAGCCACUUCAAGGAUCUACGGCCGAACGCAAGCUAGAUGUCGGCUUCAUCGGCGGACAGGACACCGAUGGUUCUAACCACCACUGGUCGCAUAUCCUAGUUCCUGGGGAGCUGAAGAGUAAUCCAGAUCUUGACACUGCCUCCAGAACAUGGCUCGAUCUGGGGAGAUAUGUGAGAGAGAUGUUCGCUGCACAAGACAGUCGUCGCUUUAUUGUGGGUUUUACUCUCUGUGGAUCCAUCAUGCGGCUUUGGGAGUUUGACCGUGCUGGAGGUAUUGCAUCCUUGCCAUUCGACAUCAACAAAGACGGACAGCAGUUUGUAUCGGUAGUCUUGGGAUGUCUCUGGAUGAAUGAUGAACAGCUUGGAUUUGAUCCCACCAUCAGAUCUUCAGAGGGAAAACGGUUUAUUGAGAUCGUUCGUGACGGCCACCCGGAACGCCUCAUUCUUGAUGGGCUCAUGAAGCGGGCCCCUUGCGUCGCUGGACGAGCAACAACCUGCUGGAAGGCCCAUCGUGAAGGGGAUGAAUCGAAAACCCCUCUCGUCAUUAAAGAUUCGUGGCAGUACCCCGAGAGAGGGGAGGAAGGUUUACUUCUGCGGGAAGCGACGGAAAAAGGGGUUGUUAACAUGGCAAGAUACUACCACCAUGAGACAGUACGGAUUGGCGAUAAAGUUGACGAUAUCUGCGAUAAUGUCCGCAAGGGGUUGGAUAUGGCAAAGGCGACAAAUUUUAGGCAUUCAGUUUCUGAUGUAUCCCAACGAGCAAGUGAAGCUGGCGACGCAGUGAGGAAGGGCCGCACCACCGAUAUUAGCAGUGUCGGACGGAAGAGGUCAUCCAGCCGUGCUGAUGCGCCACUCCCACCGAGCAAACGCACGUGCUCGAGCUCCCCAACCAAAGGUGGGCGAGGGCAUAUUAUUCAAAACAGAGUUCACCGUCGCGUUAUUAUUUGUGACUAUGGGAAGCCAAUAUACAGAGCGAGCUCUCGCGUUGCCAUGCUUGUUGCGCUUGAGGACUGUAUUGAAGGUUAUGAGUCUUUACACAUGAAAGCGGGGAUGCUUCAAGGUGACAUUUCUACCGGAAAUUUGAUGAUGGGAGAGAACGGAAGGGGGUUUUUGAUCGACUUAGAUCUUGCGAUCAAGGAGCAACGCGAACAGCCCUCCGGAGCACGAGGCAAGACCGGUACGAGAGCAUUUAUGGCGAUAGGGCUUUUGCUUGAGGAGAAGCAUUCUUUCAUGCAUGAUCUAGAGUCGUUCUUCUGGGUUCUCUUUUGGAUAUGCAUCCAUUAUAACGGCCCGAACGAGGGUAGCAGAGUCGUUGCGGAAUUCGACAAGUGGAACUAUGUGACGAUGAAAGAGUUGGCCAAGUUGAAACUGGGGACUGUAUCAGACGAGGAUAUAUUCAACAGCACUGCACAGGAAAAUUUUACGCCAUAUUACGAGCCAUUGAUCCCGUGGGUCAAUAGGAUGCGCAAAGUGGUGUUUCCAAAUGGCGGACCAUGGAAGCUUUACCAUGACUUGAUUCCACAGCAUAAUCUUCGGAAGGCAAUUUGUGAAUGGAAGAAGAUCAAAAGCUCUCUUUCUAAUCCGAAGGAAAAAGGAGCUUCAGAACUUUUUGCUUUUACCAAUGAUGUCACAAGGAAACCUAGUCUCUUUCUCUGGUUACUGAUCAGUGGUGAUCUGUCACUCCAGACCUGCCUUCUCUCUCCACCUUACAGCGACCUCGUGGUGAGUAGCCCUGGAAACAACCCAGCAACCUUCUACCCUGUUUCCAUGGACCCUCUUUUCUCAUCCUCUUAUCAGGACCGUGUCAUCGCUGAAUGUCUCGGGCUGGCAGCACCAUGUCUACCCCCACUGGUUCCCGCCUCCCUGCCGCUGCCAGCUCAUCCCUCUUCUUGGCUCGUCGCCCAGAGCAGCACACCAUCAUUGACUGGCAGCGCGAGCGCGAGCAGCGGCUCAACGCGACUGCCGCCGAGGAGCGCCGCCUGCGGCGGCUGA